Phialemonium atrogriseum is the source of this 1416-nucleotide messenger RNA. RefSeq names its product tryptophan synthase beta subunit-like PLP-dependent enzyme. Gene Ontology annotation, biological process: L-threonine catabolic process; L-serine catabolic process. The transcript has 2 exons. The record is from RefSeq and is a predicted model, not a curated record. NCBI's taxonomy places the organism in Eukaryota, Fungi, Ascomycota, Sordariomycetes, Cephalothecales, Cephalothecaceae. The coding region runs from base 257 to 1387 and encodes 376 amino acids. Gene Ontology annotation, molecular function: pyridoxal phosphate binding; threonine deaminase activity; L-serine ammonia-lyase activity.
CUGGCACUGGUGGAACGGGGAGCGGCCUUAAAGGCACAGGCUCCUGGCAUUGAAGUGGAGAGAUCUCGUCAUGUCAGGUAGACCAUUAAUACAAGAUACGAAGUCUCCAGAAUACCUAGCGGAAGCCCUCUCUUCCUGGUCCUUUGUUCUUCAACUCUGAGCGUCCUCCUUUCCCUGCUUGAGCUUCCAUCUCACAGGCAACCUAAUUAAUCAACUCAUCAUCCAUUAAUUAAUCACCUACUGCUCUUCAAAAAAGAUGGGCUCCAUCUCACACGAACCUCCGAAGCCAUGGAUCGAGACUCCAUGCAUCUUCUCUGCCCCCCUGUCUCGUGCAGCUGGCUGCAACAUCUACAUCAAGCUGGAUAACCUCCAGCCCUCAGGCUCCUUCAAGUCGCGCGGCGUAGGCAACAUGAUGUUCCGCGCCAUGUCCAACCCGCCCCCAGAGGCCGUCGCCGGCGCUGCCGACCCGUCCGACGUGCACUUCUACUGCUCCUCGGGCGGCAACGCGGGCCUCGCGUGCGCCACCUCGGCCGUCGCCCUCGGCCGCCCCGCCACCAUCGUCGUUCCCCGCACCACCCCGGCCCUGAUGGUCUCCAAGCUGCGCUCCCUCGGCGCCGAGGUGGUCCAGACGGGCGCCAAUUGGGCCGCCGCCGACGCGCACCUGCGCUCCGAGCUGCUGGCCAACCACGGCCGUCGGCACAGCGGGCGCGGGGUCUACGUCCCGCCCUUCGACCACCCCGACAUCUGGUCCGGCGUCUCCCACCUCGUCGACGAGCUGGCCGACCAGCUCGGCCACUCCUCCACCACCGCCGCCACCGUCGACGCCGUGGUGUGCAACGUCGGCGGCGGGGGCCUGCUGUGCGGCGUCAUGGAGGGCCUGCAGCGCAACCGCGACAGCAACCGCGGGCGCCAAGGGCCGCACCCGCUGCUGGCGGCGACGGACGGGUCGGCGCCGCGGGUCCUGGCCGUCGAGACGGUCGGCGCCGAGAGCCUGUACGCCAGCGUGGCGGCCGGCGAGGUGGUGACGCUGCCCGAGGUGACGUCCAUCGCGACCAGCCUGGGGGCGCCGCGGGUGGCGGACAAGACGUUCGAGUGGACGCGGCAGGGCGCGGGCGGAGACGACGGGGCACGGGUCGUGUGCGCGACCGUGACGGACGCGGACGCGGUCAUGGGCAGCGCGAGGUUCCUCGACGACGCGCGGAUGCUGGUCGAGGUCGCGUGCGGCGCCACGGUUGCGACCGUCUACAACGGGGCGCUGAGGAGGCACCUCGGGAAGGGGCUGGGCGAUGCUGAGUGGGCGGAGAAGAACGUUGUCGUCAUCGUGUGCGGCGGAUCGAACAUCAACGUGGAGCUCUUGCAGAAGUACCGGGAGGAAUAUGGCGUUUAGAUCUCUUCUGCUUUUUCUUUUUGAGGGUG